Messenger RNA from Linum tenue, 533 nucleotides. The record is from the annotation of a GenBank genome assembly. NCBI's taxonomy places the organism in Eukaryota, Viridiplantae, Streptophyta, Magnoliopsida, Malpighiales, Linaceae.
AUGCAGUCCCAGACGAUCAAGCACAUGAUCGAGGACCACAUGAUCGAGGACGACUGCGCCGACAACGGCAUCCCUCUCCCCAACGUCACCGCCAAGAUCCUCGCCAUGGUCAUCGAGUACUGCAAGAAGCACCACGAUUCUCCCAAACCUGACUACGCCGGCGCCGUGGAGGACGAAGCUAUGAAAACUUGGGACAAGAAGUUCGUGAAGGUCGAUCAGGACACCCUCUUCGACCUAAUCCUGGCCGCCAAUUACUUGAACAUCAAGGAGCUACUGGAUCUGACCUGCAAGACCGUGGCGGACAUGAUGAGCGGAAAGACACCGGAGGAGAUCAGGAAGAUUUUCAACAUUAAGAACGAUUAUACUCCUGAGGAAGAAGCAGAGGUUCGCAGGGAGAACCAGUGGGCGUUUGAAUGAAUCCUGGUAGUAUAGCAUUAGUAGCAGCAUUGUUACUUUAUUUUAGACUAGUGCGGUAUUAGGAUAUUUUUGUCGGAGGAAUUCUUAGUGAACUUUUGAGGUUUGUGAGUUGAAUU